This is a messenger RNA of Pieris macdunnoughi, 993 nucleotides long. NCBI's taxonomy places the organism in Eukaryota, Metazoa, Arthropoda, Insecta, Lepidoptera, Pieridae. The record is from the annotation of a GenBank genome assembly.
AUGGAUGACUCUUGUAAAUUUCAACAAAUGCAGGAUGAAAUGUCCAGAUUUGAAGCAGAGAUAUCUGGGUCGGGAGGACCAUCUAUGCGUCCCGUGAUAGGCGCAGCUACAUUUGGCGCCGUACAGCAACAACUUGAGCGGUCAUUGCCUCCACCACCGCCACCACCAGCUUUAUUAGCAUCGUUUGACCAUAGUGUUUUAGGUUCCAGGAUGUUAUUCCCUACUGGUGCCCCACCCCCACAGUCUAUGAUGGUACCUGCUUCUGUUCAAAGACUUCGUCCGCCAAGUGGCCCAGGAGACUAUUCUGCACCUAUACCUUUCCUAAGACCUGGACUUCCAGGACCACAAUUGAUUCCUCCACCUCCUGCACCACCAAAGCCACAACCAGUUAUUUUAUCAGCUGCACCCAAGUUAUAUAAACAGCCCAAAGAUGAUGAUGAUAAAAAAGAAAGCAAGAAAAAGAAGCGGUCUCGUCCAAUAACUCCACCUCCAGAAAUUGAAAAGCCUCUAACUCCCCCUCCAGCUCCACAACCAUUGCCUGUACCUGUCAGUGUGUCUGAGGCUUUGGUGCCUAAGACAAAGAAAGAGAAAAAACAUAGAAAGGUGGUAAGGACAGCAGGUGGUCAGGUGUGGGAAGACGUGACGUUAUUGGACUGGCCUGAUGAUGACUUUCGCAUGUUCUGUGGGGAUCUUGGAAAUGACGUCACCGAUGAAUUACUGGCUAGAACAUUUGGAAAGUACACUUCGUUUCAGCGAGCUAAAGUCAUCAGAGACAAGAGAACUAACAAAAGCAAGGGUUUUGGCUUUGUCAGUUUCAAGGAUCCCGGAGAUUUCAUUAAGGCUAUGAAGGAAAUGGAUGGUCGAUAUGUAGGUAGUAGACCCAUUAAAUUGCGGAAGAGUACGUGGAAGAAUCGCGCGCUUGACGUCGUCAGGAAGAAGGAGAAGGAGAAAGCGGCUCUACUCUCUCUUCUCAUGUCGGCGAAUAAAAGUUGA